Cryptomeria japonica (Japanese cedar) is the source of this 1329-nucleotide messenger RNA. Its product is annotated as zingipain-2. The record is from RefSeq and is a predicted model, not a curated record. The transcript is spliced from 4 exons. The coding region runs from base 65 to 1114 and encodes 349 amino acids. NCBI's taxonomy places the organism in Eukaryota, Viridiplantae, Streptophyta, Pinopsida, Cupressales, Cupressaceae. Gene Ontology annotation, molecular function: cysteine-type endopeptidase activity. Gene Ontology annotation, cellular component: lysosome.
CCACCUUGUGAACCAUUCUAGCACCUUUGAUUUCCAGAGAGGAAAGGUUUAAUUCAGUUCAAUAAUGAAGAUGGAGAAAGCCACACUUUUGUGCACUCUGUUUGCUCUGCUCUGCAUUGGGUGGUGCAUGGGAGAGGAGGAGCAGCUCCGCCGCCUUUAUGAGCAAUGGAUGCUUGAGCAUGGCAAGGUUUACAAUGGCCUGCUUGAGAAAGAAGCACGCUUCCACAUAUUCAAGAAUAACCUUGCUUAUAUAGAGGCACACAACCAGAAGAAUGAAUCAUAUAAGAUGGGGCUCAAUAAGUUUGCAGAUCUCACCCAUGAUGAAUUCAAAAACAUCUACUUGGGUACCAUGUUUCGAUCCACAAGCUCUCCCUCUCUUCGUUAUCAGUAUGCCCAUGGAGACCGCUUGCCUACAGCUGUGGACUGGAGAAAAAAUGGUGCUGUCACUGGUGUUAAGGACCAGGGCUCUUGUGGAGGUUGCUGGGCUUUUUCUGCAAUUGCAGCAGUGGAAGGAAUUAAUGAGAUUGUAACCAAGCGGCUAGUAUCUCUGUCAGAGCAAGAGCUUGUGGAUUGUGACACUGCUUCAAACCAGGGGUGUAAUGGAGGUCUGAUGGAUGAUGCAUUUCAAUUUAUCAUUGACAAUGGUGGAAUAGACAGUGAUACUGAUUACCCUUACCGGGCAGCUGAUGGCCUGUGCGACACAAAACGAAAAAAUUUCCAUGCGGCUACAAUUAAUGGAUAUGAAGAUGUACCCUCCAAUGAUGAGAUGUCAUUACAGAAGGCUGUUGCUCAUCAACCCAUCAGUGUGACUGUUGACUCUACUGGUUUCGAGUUCUAUGAAUCAGGUGUAUUCACAGGGAACUGUGGAACUGAAUUGGAUCAUGGUGUGACAUUGGUGGGUUAUGGGUCUGAUGGUAAGGACUACUGGAUUGCCAAAAAUUCAUGGGGAACAGGCUGGGGAGAGGGAGGAUACAUUAGGAUGGAAAGAAAUAUUAACAGUUCCUAUGGAAAAUGUGGGAUUGCUAUGCGAGCAUCUUAUCCAACUAAGAAUCCUGAGACCGCCGUUAAGAAGAUAAUUGGUUAUGUUGCCAGAAAGAUUAUUGCCAGUUUCUGAAAUUCAGUGAGCAGCUCCAUCAUUCUGAAAUGGGUUUUUCAAACUUAUAUUCAUAUCAUCUCAUCUAAUAAUAUAUAUCUAUUCGGAAAGUAUUGUUUAGGUUUUAUAUAAAGAAUGAAUCAAGCUGAAUAGCAGCUGAUUUGGGUUAAGUUGGUAUUGGUACGAGUUGUAUGUACUGAAUAGAAAUUAAUGUUAAAUAACGUAUGGUUUUGUAA